CUCAACGAUCUUGAAUCAACUUGGAAGAUGCAUUUCGCCAUUUCAUUAUUUGUUUUGCUGUCCAGCAGCCUGAUUUUGGCCCAGGAUGAUGGUAACGCCAUCACAGAAAAACCUGAUGAAACACAAUCAUGUCAACCUGACAUGUGUGAUCUCCUGAUGGCAUUCGGUGCCAUGAAAGAAAAGAUUGCAGUUAUGGAAACCAGGCUGAAGAACAGUGAAAGCAGGCUGAGGAACAGUGAAACCAGGCUGAAGGACAGUGAAAGCAGGCUGAAGGACAGUGAAAGCAGGCUGAAGGACAGCGAAAGCAGGCUGAAGGACAGUGAAAGCAGGCUGAAGGACAGCGAAAGCAGGCUGAAGGACAGCGAAAGCAGGCUGAAGGACAGUGAAACCAGGCUGAAGAACAGUGAAAGCAGGCUGAAUAGCAGUGAAAGCAGGCUGAGGAACAGUGAAAACCAGCUUCUGGAACUGAGGAACAAAGAAAGAACCAAGGUGAUAUUCAGUGCAGCAACAGGAGCAGGAGGAAAACACAUUGGACCGUUCAACACAAACAAAACUUUAAUCUAUAGAACAGUGAUAACAAACAUCGGUGAUGCCUACAGUCCACACACAGGUAUCUUUGUUGCCCCUGUUGCAGGUGUUUAUUACUUCACCAUCUUUUUUCAUGCUGGAGGACAUGAACGGGCAGGGUUGCUACUCUACAAGAACAAUCAACUCAUGAUUGUGACCGGUGAUCACCGAACAGAAGCUGACACAGCUGAUAAUGGAGGAAACGCAGCGUUCCUGCAGCUGCAGCCAGGAGACCAUGUGUAUGUGGUCUUGGCUGCAAACUCACAUGUUUGGGGAACCAACCACCACACAACCUUCAGUGGAUUCUUGGUCACGCAAAUGUAAGAAUCAAUGUAUCUCUGUAUCUAUGUAUAUCUCAGUUUGGUUGAAAAACAUGGAAGAAAAGACGAUACUACUGCCCCCAAAUUAUUGUUUGGUCGGAGGUGUUUACAGACUGCUGGUGUUUAGUCUGUUUAUGUCUCUGUUGGUGUGGACUGUGUCAGUUUGAUCACCAUGUUUUGUUUUUUUUUUGUUUUAUGUUUUUAUGAUAUAGCUGAUUGCUACCAUGGAGAUAAUAAAGUUGAAUUCUGAUCUUGA
This is a messenger RNA of Epinephelus fuscoguttatus (brown-marbled grouper), 1143 nucleotides long. Its product is annotated as cerebellin-1-like. The transcript is spliced from 5 exons. Gene Ontology annotation, molecular function: protein binding. Lineage: Eukaryota; Metazoa; Chordata; Actinopteri; Perciformes; Serranidae. The record is from RefSeq and is a predicted model, not a curated record. The coding region runs from base 28 to 891 and encodes 287 amino acids.